Carassius carassius (crucian carp) is the source of this 4701-nucleotide messenger RNA. RefSeq names its product neurofascin-like. Lineage: Eukaryota; Metazoa; Chordata; Actinopteri; Cypriniformes; Cyprinidae. The transcript is spliced from 35 exons. The coding region runs from base 409 to 4536 and encodes 1375 amino acids. Gene Ontology annotation, molecular function: cell-cell adhesion mediator activity. Gene Ontology annotation, biological process: cell-cell adhesion; brain development. The record is from RefSeq and is a predicted model, not a curated record.
AAAGAGAGAGUGAGCAUCAGAUACAGUUAGUAAAGGCUUGAGGUAAGGAUGCACAGAGGCAUAACAGCCCUCAGAAGACACGUCAUUAAGGAAUUACACACAUGCUCUGCUUCUUGAUGGCGCAUAGUGUAAGCCACAGUGACCUACUCCUCUAGUCAAAGGAUUUUAAACCAAGCAAACAGCCGGCACAAAUGAAAGAGGAAUCUACUCUAACAGAGAUGACAAGCCAGCUCACUCUUACCACAUACAGAGACCUUCUUGCCUGAGAGGUCUUAGAAGUCUCUGCCAUCAUCAGCCUUGAAAUUGGCCAAAUUUCCAACCAUUCUGUGUUAUACAGCACAACUGUAAGCGUGCAAGUAAAUCAGUAGGGAGCUGGGACGGGAGGGGUCAGCCAGUCGGAGGAGAGAGAUGUGGACGCAGGAGCGGUGGGCGGCACUAGCAGUGUUGUCAAUAAUCUUGCUGCUGUCAAAGGUGGUGGCUCCAAUCGAAGUUCCACUGGACCCAAAGAUCCAGGAAGAGCUGAAACAGCCCCCCACCAUUGUGAAGCAGUCACUAAAGGACUACAUUGUGGACCCCAGAGAUAACAUCAUCAUUGAAUGCGAGGCCAAGGGGAAACCAGUGCCAACAUUUCAGUGGCGGCGGAAUGGGAAGUUCUUUAACGUUGGGAAGGACCCGCGGGUGAUCAUGCGGAGUCGUUCCGGAACACUGGAGAUCAGAAGCAGCGGGAAAUCUGAAGAUUAUGAAGGAGAGUACCAGUGCUUCGCUACCAAUAAAUUUGGCACGGCGAUUUCCAACAAAAUCCUACUACGAGUGUCAAAGUCUCCACUUUGGCCGAAGGAGGUUUUGCAGCCUGUGGUUGUGCGUGAGGGGGAACCACUUGUCCUGCCCUGCAACCCUCCUCCUGGUCUCCCACCUCCUGAAACCUUCUGGAUGGACAGCUUCAUUAUGUCCAUACAACAGGACAAGAGGGUGUCGAUGGGCUUGAACGGUGACUUAUUUUUCUCCAAUGUUGUGGCCAAAGAUGCCACCACUGACUACAGCUGCACCGCUCGCUUCGAGUUCACACACACCAUUCAGCAGAAGAACCCCUACACCCUUAAAGUGAUAACAACACGCAAUGUACCAGAAACCCAGCCAACCUUUCUGUCUCCGAAGGGCUUGUCCAGCUCCAAGAUAGUGCUCCGAGGGGAACAGCUUCUUCUGGAGUGUAUAGCAGCUGGAGUCCCAACACCUACCAUUGAUUGGUUUAAAAGAGGAGCAGACCUCCCAUCCAAAAAAGUAAAGAUUGAGAAUUUCAGUAAAACUUUACGUAUCUUCAAUGUGUCCGAGGAGGACUCUGGCGACUACACCUGCAUGGCCAGUAACAAGAUCGGCAGUAUUCGCCAUUCUGUUGAAGUCCAGGUCAAAGCUGCUCCCUAUUGGCUAGAUACGCCCACCAAUCUGGUGCUUGCCCCAGAAGAGAAUGGACGAUUAGUGUGUCGUGCCAGAGGGAACCCUAAACCCACUAUCCAAUGGCUGGUGAAUGGGGAACCUAUAGAAAGUUCGCAGCCAAACCCAAACCGGCAAGUUCUUGGUGACACCAUCCUGUUCCAUUCAGUUCAGAUUGGCAGCAGCGCUGUUUACCAAUGUAACGCCUCCAAUGAGCAUGGUUAUCUUCUGGCCAAUGCUUUUGUCAACAUCCUGGACUUGGCACCACGGAUGCUAGGUCCAAAGAACCAGUUGAUCAAAGUCAUUGAACACAACAGGACCUUCCUUGACUGCCCUUUCUUUGGCUCACCGUUCCCUGUACUGCGCUGGUUUAAGAAUGGCCUUGGCAGUGGUCUGGAUGGUGGUCAGUACAAGCUGUACCACAAUGGUACUUUGGAGAUUAAACAAGCACGGCCAGAAGACCAAGGCACCUACACUUGUGUUGCCAGUAACAUUCUGGGCAAGAUGGAGAAUCAGGUGCGCCUGGAGGUUAAAGAGCCCACAAGAAUAAUGCAGGCACCUGAACAUGUCACACAACCCAAAGGAAGCACAGUUCGCUUUCAUUGUAGAGUUAAACAUGAUCCUUCCCUUCCUGCUACGGUCACAUGGCUGAAAGAUGACACGCCUCUAAGCUUUAGCUGGAUUGGCCGUUUUAGAAAGGAUGAGGAUUCCUUGACUAUUCACAAUGUCAAUCCAGAAGAUGGAGGAACCUACACAUGCACUGCCAAAACUGAGAUAGAUGAGGACUCUGCCUCAGCUCGCCUUACAGUCACAGAGGAUGACAACUCAUCUGCCUCAAAUCGUAGUUCCCCUGCAGGUCGACCCGACCCCCCUCAGGAUCUUGAGCUCUCGGACCCCUCAGCACGUAGUGUUAGACUCACCUGGGUGCCUGGGAAUGAAAACAACAAUCCUGUUACACAUUUCCUUGUCCAGUUUGAAGAGGACAGGUGGGAGCCGGGGAAUUGGCAGAACCUGUCUAUAUUUGAUGGCGACCUAAACUCAGUUAACCUGCAACUCUCACCAUUUGUCAACUACCAGUUCAGAGUGGUUGCGAUCAAUGCUGUUGGCCAGAGUCAACCCAGCCUCCCUUCUGCACGCUAUCAGACCAGCGGAGCCCCUCCUGAUGUUGUGCCGAGUGGUCUUAAAGGCUGGGGAAGCAAGAAGAACAACAUGGAGAUCACAUGGCAGGCACUUAAGAACACAGAAAGGAACGGGCCAAACCUGCGAUAUGUCGUCUCAUGGAGAAGGAAAGACACUGAGGAAGAGUGGGAUAACAUAACCACAACCAGAACGAAGCACAUUAUUCAUAAUACAGACACUUAUGUCCCAUAUGAGAUUAAAAUACAGACUGUUAAUGAUUUUGGACAAAGCCCAGAGUCAAACAUAGUCAUUGGUUAUUCUGGGGAAGACAAACCAUCUGCUGCACCAACAGAACUCAGGGUGUCGAAGAUCAACAGCACCAAAGUAAAUGUUCAUUGGGUGCCUAUGGACCCUAGCACUGUGAACGGAGAGUUUAAAGAGUACAAGUUGUACUUCUGGCGGGAGGCCAGCCUCAUAAAGGGCCUGAAAGUGAACAAGACAAAGUUGCAUAAAGGUUUCUUCACCACUGCAGAACAUCCCUCUGGCAUCCUGACAGAGCUUUUUCCAUAUAGCAAAUACAAGAUGUACAUGGUGGUGGCUAAUAAUGAAUAUGAGGGACCACAAAGCAACACUGUGGAGUUCAGCACCAAGGAGGGAGAGCCAGGGGCCCCGAAGUACUUUAGGAUUCAAAGGCACACAGAUGUGGUUCACCUGAAGUGGGAAAAACCUCUUGAGCCAAAUGGUGUCCUGAUUGGAUACACACUACAAUACCAUACAGUGAACGGGACGCAGGUGGGAGAGAGGAAGGUCCAGAGUUUUCUACCCAACGUGACAGAGUACAGCGUGAAUUUGCCUAACCGCUUCACGCGGUUCAAGUUCUACCUUGCAGCUCGCACACAGGUCGGAGCAGGAGAAGUGUAUGCUGUGGAGUCACCGCAUUUCACUAAUGAAGGCACCCCAGAUACUGACUCCACAGUUGUAGCCGUUAACUUUACAGAUGGCUUGAUAUUUGAUACUCCUCCUCCUCCCCCUCCCCUCUCUACUGACCCAAUCCCAACAAUACUUACCCCAGAACCAGCCACACCUGCCCCUACAACUGCUGCUCCGCCCAAACCUACAACUACUACCACUUCUACUACAACUACAACUACAACUACCGCACCUACUACAACUACUACUAGCACCACUACAACAACUGCUUCCACUACGGUUCUUCCUGUUCGGCCCAUGCCUCCUAAAACAGUGGAUUGGAAAAUGCUGGCCCCGAAUGAAAAAAUCUGGAAUCUGACCGUGGAUGCUAACAAUGACUAUGCUAACGUCAGCUGGAAGCACAACUUCUCCAUUGACAGCAGCGAGUUUGUGCUAGAGUUCACACUGGACAGUAAUGGGUCGAUGAAAAGCAUAAAAGUAAACCACCAGCCUCCGAUUAAACUGGCUGGUCUGGUGGCCGGGGCCAAGUAUCGGUUGCGGGUGUAUUCCCAUGAGCAUAACUCCAUCAGCAGCGACUAUGUCACGUUCGAGACAGGCAGAGGUAGGAAAAAAAAGAAAGACAUUAAAAUAAAUGGCUGGUUCAUUGGGCUGAUGUGUGCCGUCGCUCUGUUGGUUCUGAUCCUGCUCAUUGUUUGUUUCAUCAAGAGGAGUCGUGGAGGUAAAUACCCAGUGAGAGAAAAGAAAGACCUCCCCUUAGAUUCUGUUGACCAUAAAGACCAAGAUGGUUCAUUUGACUAUCAGAACGAGAACAGGUCUCUUGAAAGAGAAAGCAGCGACGAAGACGACAAGCCAUUACAGGCAAGCCAGACGUCCCUGGACGGGAACGUAAAAGAGAGUGACGACAGUCUGGUGGAUUAUGGUGAAGGAGGAGAUGGCCAAUUCAACGAGGACGGCUCUUUCAUUGGCCAGUACACAGUUAAGAAGGACAAAGAGGAGACGGAAGGAAACGAGAGCUCAGAAGCCACGUCACCCGUUAAUGUCAUCUACUCUCUGGCAUAGUACCCUGACCGGAGCACAGCGAGCCAGGGGGAGCCACUACACGCAUAAAAAUACAUACAUAUAUAUAUAUGUAUAUACACACACAUACAGAGAGAAUUACAAGUAUUCACAUACAAUGCACUGGAGUGCAUGAUCCUUCUGAACAAGGGAUGGGGAAAGGCAGGU